AUGGCUGAAACUGCCCCAGAAUUUCCUGAACAAGAAGCAAGCUCUAGCAGUUCAGCUACAGAAAGUAGUUCAGCCGAAACAGCGGCUGAUGCUAUUCAAGAAUCGGGAAAACCAAGUUCGACGAGUGAAGAAAUUAUUGAGCCAGCUAGCUUAGAUGAAUCUUGUCAAAAUAUGUUUAAAAAGAUUACUGAAUAUUUGCAAUGUGAACUCAAUGGUUAGUAGUGCGUAAUUAUGCUAAACUAACUUUAUUUAUACUGGAUAGCUCUAUCAGUUCUAAACUGUUCUUCCUAUAGAACUCCACUUAUUGAUGUUGUGUUAAUACUACAGGAGGAAAUCCAACUAAACUUUAUUUAUACUGAAUAGCUGAAUCAGUUGAGUUCUAUUAAAAUCUUAGAGCUAUAGGCCCAACAAGAGGCGAUUGUUGGUAUGUGAGGAAAGAAAUUAUAGUCAGACUGCUGUAUAUUAGAGCAUUUAAUAGAGGAAUCGAAGAACUAGCCAGGACGAAGAAGUCGAAGGCAAACCACUGCUGCCAUCAUGCCCAAGUCUAUAUUGUUCCUUGUCUUUAGCUUCUCUGGAUGAUUAUGAAUUGUUAGAAAAACUGAAUCAGUUAACGAAACAGAAAUACGUUGAGAUGGAUAAUGUUACAAAAGGUCUGAUAACAAGAAUGGAGCAAAUUAACGAGAAAUGUAAGUAUAUGCGUAAUGAGAGGCAUACCUCUGGUAGUGCAUCCAGACUUGUCCCACCUUACUCCAAGUGCAGUGCAGCAAUGCGAGCCGAUUUUCCUGGUCCAUAGCAGAAUAUUACACAUGAAUGUGUUAAUUAUGCUAAUUAAUAUAUAUUAACCCUUUAAUUAAAGGCCUAAUUUCACGACAAGCGAAAUGCGAAAAAUUUUGCACAAAAAGGUUGAACGCAUGCGCAACAUGAUUUUAGAGUGUUUCUCUGCGACAUAUUUCUCUUCGCCGGGUAGUUGUAUUUGUUCUACUCUGUUGCAAAAUGGAAAUAGCGAAGCCAAUCAAAUGCUUGUGUUUUGGAUGACAUUUUACUCAUCAAGGGGAGAGUGCUGGUGCUCAAUGGCUUAAUGUAUUAUAUUAAUUUAAUUAUAUUUUAAUUAAUUUUUCCCAUUCUAGAUGAGAAACUAAAACCAUAUCUGGAAAUGAUCGACAAGGUAGAUGCAAGUGUCACAAGUCUGGAGGAAGCUGCAUACAAACUCGAUACAUAUUCCAAAGAAUUAGGUACGAUAAACUCUCCAACUAUGGUGUUUGACUGUCUCACCAUCUAACUGGCUGAUAAGUCAACUACUGAUUGACUGAUAAGGGUCUCUCAGGGAGGGGGCUGUGUUCCCAUGUGCCUUGUUUCCUUUUUCUGCAGAUUGACUGGCCAACUGACUGAUAGCCUGCGAACAGGCGUUUAUUCAGGUUAACUGACUUGACUGAUAGCCUGCGAACAGGUGUUUAUUCAGGUUAACUGACUGACUGAUAGCCUGCGAACAGGCGUUUAUUCAGGUUAACUGACUGACAGUAUCUCUUGGCUAACAAACUUUAUUAUGUUUCAUUUAGAGGUGCGAUUUAAAAAGUUGGAAAAAGUUGCAUCCUAA
This is a messenger RNA of Paramuricea clavata, 1594 nucleotides long. The record is from the annotation of a GenBank genome assembly. Lineage: Eukaryota; Metazoa; Cnidaria; Anthozoa; Malacalcyonacea; Plexauridae.